This is a messenger RNA of Carya illinoinensis, 1768 nucleotides long. RefSeq lists its product as uncharacterized. Gene Ontology annotation, biological process: lipid catabolic process. The coding region runs from base 229 to 1593 and encodes 454 amino acids. The transcript has 5 exons. The record is from RefSeq and is a predicted model, not a curated record. NCBI's taxonomy places the organism in Eukaryota, Viridiplantae, Streptophyta, Magnoliopsida, Fagales, Juglandaceae.
UCUCCUCAAUUAGAAGAAGAAGAAGGCACUUUACUUACUUGAGUGUCAGUCACAUCAACGCCCACCAGCACCACAUCUAUAUUACAUGCAUACAAUCCAGCCUGUCUAGAUAUAUACAUAUACACACAUACGAUUCCUACAAUUCCCAUCUUUCCUUCCUUCCUUCCUUCCUUCCUUCGUCUUCUUCUCCCAUAGUCUUCUGAUUUGAACCGAACAAUCCAGAAAGAUAUGUCCUUCUCAUGCGGUCUCGAAUGCGUGCUUUUAAUCGGCUGCACCCGUUGGGCCUGCAAGCGCUGCACCUACGUCGGUUCCGACGAUAGCGCCACCUGGACUUUGGCUACACCUGAGGAGUUCGAGCCUGUGCCCCGCAUCUGCCGCCUCAUCCUCGCCGUCUACGAACCUGACCUCCGCAACCCCCAGUUCCCCCCCUCCGGCGGCUACGGACUCAACCCUGACUGGGUCGUCAAGCGCGUCACCUACGAGCAAACCCAUGGUCAUGCGCCACCUUACCUCAUUUACUGCGACCGCGAACGCCGCGAGAUCGUCCUCGCCAUCCGCGGCCUUAAUCUCUCCAAAGAGAGCGACUACAAACUUCUUUUGGACAACCAGUUGGGUAUGCAGAUGUUCGACGGCGGCUACGUCCACCACGGCCUCUUGAAUUCGGCGAUCUGGAUUCUCAACCACGAGUCCGACACCCUCAGCCGGCUCUGGGUAGAGAAUGGCUGCGACUACGAUAUGAUAUUCACCGGACAUUCGCUCGGCUCUGGAGUGGCCUCUCUUUUGACCGUGAUCGUGGUGAACCACCGGGACCGGGCAUUCGCCGGCAUCGCGAGGAAUAAGAUCCGCUGCUACGCGGUUGCACCCGCCAGGUGUAUGUCGCUCAAUCUGGCUGUCAAGUAUGCGGAUGUGAUAUACUCCAUCGUCUUGCAGGAUGAUUUCUUACCAAGAACAGCCACCCCCUUGGAAGAUAUAUUCAAAUCUAUCUUCUGCUUGCCCUGCUUGUUAUUUUUCGUUUGCUUGAGGGAUACCUUCAUCCCAGAAGGUAGAAAGCUUGAGGAUCCAAGAAGACUUUAUGCACCUGGAAGAAUGUACCAUAUCGUAGAGAGAAAAUUUUGCAGAUGCGGGAGGUUUCCUCCAGAGGUCAGAACAGCCAUUCCUGUUGAAGGGAGAUUUGAACAUAUUGUCUUGUCCUGUAAUGCAACGUCUGAUCAUGCAAUUGUUUGGAUAGAAAGAGAAGCAGAAAAGGCUCUACAAAGAAUGAAGGAAAGCAUUCCCCAGACGGUAACAACUGCUCCAAAAAUACAGAAACUCGAGAGGUUGCAGACCAUUGAAAAAGAACACAGAGAUGCGCUGGAAAGAGCUGUCAGUUUGAAUGUGCCUCACGCCGUGACUGCCCCUGAGGUGGAGGAGGUACUAUCUCAGAACAACGAAGCAGAGUCAUCGGUGAGUCAGAAUGAAGACGCCUUAAAAACCGAGUCAAAGUCCACUGGUGAAGGGGCCCAAUGGAAUGAAGUGGUUGAAAAGCUUUUUAAGAAGAAUGAAUCGGGAGAACUGCAUCCACGUCCAAAAAGAGAAGCACAUACGCCACAAUAACAGCAAUUAUUUUUUCUCCGCUCAUUUUUCGUCUUUGUUGUAAGUUAGAGAUUAGGUGUCCGUAUUUGUUUGGUUUUGGGUUCUCGGACACAUUUGUACAUCUCUAUUGUAGAAAAGAAUUCUCGCGAUGAUUUUUACAAAAGUUUUACUACAUACAAACACAGUCUCGUACUAA